Messenger RNA from Epithele typhae, 987 nucleotides. RefSeq lists its product as uncharacterized. The transcript has a single exon. Lineage: Eukaryota; Fungi; Basidiomycota; Agaricomycetes; Polyporales; Epitheliaceae. The record is from RefSeq and is a predicted model, not a curated record. The coding region runs from base 1 to 987 and encodes 328 amino acids.
AUGUCCCUCAGCCCGUGCGGCCCUCCCCCCGCGUGUUCUGCGCGCGUGCACGGAACGCGGCGUUGGGGCUCGAGAGGCAGAUCAACCGCUGGGUGGCGAACGUCACCCACGCGCCCCGCACGCCACCCAACGCCCUCCGGCACGCUCACGGACUGCUUCGACAACGACCCGGAUGCGACGGGCGAGUACGGGAGCUCGGGCGGGAUCCAGAUCCAGAGCCUCCUCCGCCACACCGUCUCCAAGACCAUCGCCGAGGGCAUCGUCAACGGCGUCAUCGUGACCGACUCCCCAGAGGCGACCGGCAUACACGAGCACAUCUUCUCCCGUGCGUGCCCCCCUUCUCGUGCCCUCCAUCUGCCUUGGAUCUCCCCCGCGCGCGUGCUCACCGCGCCCUACAGGCGAUCCUACCGUCGUUGCCGUCUGGCGCCGCAGACGUUCACCGCCGCCGUCGAGUCCUACUCGACCGACAUGUCCUGCUUCUUCCUCUCCGAGCACAUGCCCAACCUCCCCGACAUCCUCGGGCUCGACCUCGGCGACCUGAAGGCCCAGGGUAUGGAGAAGCCUGCGCCCUCCGCUGUUGCCGCCGGCGUCUUCGCCGUCCUCGAGGCCGCCUACGAGUUCUCGCGCAUGCUCCACGACGCGCCCUCGAGCUCGGGCGGCACCGUCGACGCCUUCUACCACGCGUUCGUGCCCUACGUCACAAGCACGGUGAACCCGCGCCAGAUCAAGCUCGUCAAGCGCUGCCACCGCACCGAGCACGGCGAGCCCAAUCGCGUCGGCGCCACCGUCUUCCCCGGGCUCGUCAAGGUCUCGCGUGCACCGCCGAACACGGGCGGGGACGUGGCCGACGCCGUCCAGGCCGUCGUCCGCCGCGCGCAGAUGAUAUGCGAGUGCGCGAUGCUCAGCACCGGGCCGCACGCUGGCGCCGUCAUGCUCUCACAGGCGACAUCUACAUUCAGAUGUGCUGGAUGCGCUGCACGUGCAUGA